Spizellomyces punctatus DAOM BR117 is the source of this 715-nucleotide messenger RNA. RefSeq lists its product as uncharacterized. NCBI's taxonomy places the organism in Eukaryota, Fungi, Chytridiomycota, Chytridiomycetes, Spizellomycetales, Spizellomycetaceae. The transcript has a single exon. The record is from RefSeq and is a predicted model, not a curated record. Bases 23 to 454 code for a protein of 143 amino acids.
AAGAAAUGCAAAACCACCCACAAUGGAAAACAUCACCCAUGUCCGCGCAGAACAACCAGAGUUCCCGCAACGUCGCGCAGAACACUCGGAUUUUGUCAAAGGCAAAGUAAUUGGAUUGCACCAAGGAGGCCACUCCACCAGGCAGAUGGCACACAUUCUUGUUAUCCCACAAUCCACUGUAUCAAAUAUUAUCAUACGAUACCGGACGACUGGAUCGGUUACCACACCUAAACGUCCCGGACGCCCUCGUGCUGCUACACCAGAACAGUUGGCCAUCAUUAAGAACACGGUAUUGGCUCUUCGGUGCUCCCCUCUCCGAGUCAUCAAGCAUGAGCUGGAGACCAAACAUGGAAUUAAAUUCCAUUACCAGACUCUCUUGGCUAUUAUCUAUAGCCUCGGUCUUCGGAGUAAUGUCGCUCCUUGCAAACCUUACAAACCACCCGUGGGUAACUGAAGAGCUCGUCUUUGGAUUCAAUGGACAGGAAAAGUUAGCUUGGACACUGGCAGUGAUGAGUUGUACUUUACCAUAUUCAGCAAAAGCAGAGGGUUAGCUGUGUAUGCUCAGUGCCUGUCUGUGCAGCGGUGCACGCAGGAUAUGGGUCGCAUGCUAAAUAUGUUAGUCAUUUUAAAUACGUCAAAUUCAAACCCCUGGUAUGCUUAAACAUUGAAUAGGUCGAUACGAUUAAUACAAUACAUAUCAUGAAGAAGAAAAAAA